GCACAACAAAAAAGACCAGAGAAACCGAAUGAAGUCGGUUCGUACCAAUACUUUGUUCCAAGCAGUGGCUACUGACACUGUACUGGAAACCCUAGUCUGAGUGCUUCUCUUCUUCAUUUGUAGCUUGACCGACGUUAACGCAUUCAUUGAUGUGUUUCUGUAGUCACUUUGAAUGCACCUUUCAGCGACUUUCAACAAGCAAUCCUAUUUCUUUAUGAAAUUCUAAUUGUUCGAGCUGAGAUUUCGAAAACCGUUUAGUACUGAUAGACGGGAGAGGUUUGGAAGGAUGGAUGGGGAGCCUAUUGCAACGUCUGCGGCAACGUCCAGUUCAUCUGAGACUACGGCCACUGGAAGUGGUCUGAGAUCUCCCGUUGCAUUUCAAUCACCACCAAGGGAUGUCAGUGCCAGAUCAAUGCACGCAGUCAUGAAGUCUCCUAGCAGUAGUUCUAGUGCAUUGCAUGGUCAAGUGCGGGUAAAGUCACCUGUUAAACGAUCUGCAUCAAGUGACCUGGAGUCCUUGGCCAAGAAGUCUAAGAAGAACCCAUCGCCAGCCCCUCAACGUAGGACAUCGUCUAGACCGAUACGACGAAAACGUUUCGACGACGAGGUUGUGGAAAGCAGUGCUGCUCCUGUCAAGCCACCAGUGGUGAAAACGCCUGUAGCUAAACAACCAGCCCCUGUGAAAACUCCUGUUGCUAAGUCGACAACGAAGAAAUCCGGUCCAGGCAGAAAGCCAGGCAGUCAGUCGCAAGCUGCUGCUGCCGCUGCCAGCAGCAGUAGCAGUGCUUCUUCUAGCACAGCAGCAGCAACGACAACAACGACGACGGCAGCAACGUCAACUAGCAGUCAGGGUGCUGGUGCUGCUGGCAAGACAUCGAGCGGCGGAGAAAAGAAAACACCCCCGGUGAAGGCAACCUAUCGCAAGCUGAGUAAGAAGGUUAAGCCGGUGAAGGAAGUUGGACGAUGGCUGGCAUCUGAUGACCUGUCGUUAAUAACUGCUGUCCAGCAAACCAAUGAUUUAAAUCUUGUGCAUAUCGGUGUAAAGUUCUCUUGUAGCUUCAGCCUUCAUGACAUCCAGGAACGCUGGCAUACAUUGUUGUACGAUGCACGAGCCAGUCGUCUGGCCAUGGCCCGUAUACGCGACUUGCAUCCGGAACAGCAGGCAGCUGCCACGUCAAACGUGCUGUGGAGCGUUGAAGAGGAGAACAUUCUGGGCACUGUGCCGUACAAUGAUGCUGCCGAGCUCAGUACUUUCACCAACCUGCUAGCGCAGCACCGGUCCAUCUUCCAUCCGCGUCGCACAGCCAAGGCACUGCGUUAUCACUUCCUUCAGAUGCGUGCUAAGCGGCUGCAUCCGGGUACUAAGGUACUGGAUGACGAUCAUAUCAUGAUGUUCACUGAUACUGAAGAUCAUCUUAAUGAUCAAGAGUUGCUCGAGAUGAGCACAGACCCAAAUCGCGAGAAGGAACUUGCUCAAGUCGAUCGCCAGCAGAAGGCUGCCAUUCGUCAAUUGGAGUCUGACCUGCCAAAAUUUCAGGAGAUGUUGGAGGGCUCCACCGGGCAGAUGGAGAUGGAUCAGCUGACACUGGCUGUACUGCGCGGCGUCAACGUGCGCUACCUUAUGCGCUCGUUGUCCAUGACCAUAGGGCGCAACACAGUGGACCAUACGGUCGAUGUAGACCUGUCGCUGGAAGGGCCAGCAUUCAAAGUAUCACGUCGACACGCCACUGUUCAGCUGCAGGACGACGCACACUUCUACCUGACAUGUGAAGGCAAACGGGCCAUCUAUGUCAAUGGCCAGCCCAUUCUGCCACUGGAGCGCGCUCGCUUACAUCACAACUGCAUCGUGGAGGUAUGUUCACUGUCCUUCAUUUUCCUUAUCAAUGUACCGGUUGUCCACGAGACCCUGGCCAGGAAUAAAGAAACGGCAUGCCAGCCAUCUGCCACGGCAGCAGCAUCAUCUACUCCAGCUGGUUCUUCUGCGUCUCUACCAGCCUCUGCCAGUAGUGCAGCUAAUACAACUGCUGCUCCUGCAUCAGCAGUCAAAGACAGUGUAAGCUCUGCAGAGAAGCCUAUCAAGAUGGAAUCUUGAUACCUCAGCUACCGACGUUGUUUGCUCGUGAGGGUGUGUGUGUGUGUGCGUGUGUGUGCGUGGUCCUGUGUGCUGCAGUCACUUAGUUUGUCUGUACACAGGCAGUGGUUGUCCCUGCUGCUGCUGCUGCUGCUGCUGCUGCUAUAACCUAUGGGUUCUGCUGAUUAAUUUGACGCUACAGCUUGGUCAGUUUUUAUCGUUUUCACUAUGGUGGGUUUUUAUACUGUAUUCAAUCCGGCUGUCUUGCAUGCCACCCUUGCAUGCCAUCCUUGCCUCUAUCCUUGCCUCUAGCUUUCAUAUUGGUGAAUGUCACCCACAGUAUAUUUGUGUGUGUGUUUUACUGUUAUUGAUAGCUUCAACAAAGUGCAUUUUCUUCCUCCUUUCUACAAUCCAUCUUCAGUUCCAACAUUGAACACAUGCUCAGAUUUGA
Sycon ciliatum is the source of this 2522-nucleotide messenger RNA. Its product is annotated as microspherule protein 1-like. Gene Ontology annotation, biological process: positive regulation of transcription by RNA polymerase II. The coding region runs from base 287 to 2092 and encodes 601 amino acids. The record is from RefSeq and is a predicted model, not a curated record. The transcript has a single exon. Lineage: Eukaryota; Metazoa; Porifera; Calcarea; Leucosolenida; Sycettidae. Gene Ontology annotation, cellular component: Ino80 complex; MLL1 complex; NSL complex. Gene Ontology annotation, molecular function: protein binding; G-quadruplex RNA binding.